GGAGUUACAAACUAUUUCCGAAGCCAGCUGCUGCUCCCGCUCUCUGAAUUUCCCCCGUGGCAGAACAAGCCCGUAGAAACCACCACCGCAGAGAUCCACCGCUGCGGCCGGGGCUCCGCUGCUUCUUUGGCACAAAACCCUUCGCUUAUUUUUCUAUAUAUCUAUAUUCUUCUUCUUUUUUUUUUUUUUUUUUCCUCCUCCACGCGUGCCGCCGCCCCGCAGCCUCCUCCCCCGGCUGCCGUGUGCGUGUGCGGUGGUGGUGUCGCCGCUCCGCGUGUGCGUGUGCACCCGUGACACGGCGGAUCGGCGAAGCUGCUCCUCCAACUUUCCUGCCUAAAUUUGGCCGGAACAUGUCUCUGACCAACACAAAGACGGGCUUUUCGGUGAAGGACAUUUUGGACCUCCCCGACACCAACGAUGAGGACGGCUCCGCCGCGGAGGGCGGCGAGGAAGAGAGCGAGGCGCCGGAGCCGCCCAAGAAAGCGGGAGUUUUGGGACAAACCCCCUUGGACACUGUUCAGACGCUGCCUUUGAAGAACCCUUUCUAUGAUAAUAGCGAUAAUCCCUACACGCGUUGGCUGGCGAGCGCCGAGGGCAUCCAAUACUCCCUGCACGGGCUGACGGCCGGCGGCGGCGGCCAGGACCCCUCGGCCAAGUCACCGGAGCCGUCGGCCGACGAGUCGCCCGACAACGAGAAGGAAGCGGCGGGCGGCGGGGACGCGGGGAAGAAGAGGAAGAGGAGGGUGCUCUUCUCCAAGGCGCAGACCUACGAGCUGGAGCGGCGGUUCCGGCAGCAGCGGUACCUGUCGGCGCCGGAGCGGGAGCACCUGGCCAGCCUGAUCCGCCUCACCCCCACGCAGGUGAAGAUCUGGUUCCAGAACCACCGCUACAAGAUGAAGCGGGCCCGGGCCGAGAAAGGUAUGGAAGUGACUCCUCUUCCCUCCCCGCGGCGGGUGGCCGUGCCGGUCUUAGUCAGGGACGGCAAGCCCUGCCACACGCUCAAAGCUCAGGACUUGGCAGCCGCGACUUUCCAGACGGGAAUCCCCUUCUCCGCCUAUAGCGCCCAGUCUCUACAGCAUAUGCAAUACAACGCCCAGUACAGCGCUACCAGCAACCCCCAGUACCCCACAGCACACCAUUUGGUACAAGCUCAGCAAUGGACUUGGUGAACGCUGGAGGGGAGCGCGCACACACGCACACACUACCCACACACACACACACACACGCGCGCGCGCGCAAAAAGGAGGAAAAACAAAAAUAAUAAAUAGAGAGAAAGAGACAGACUGAUGCUCCAAAACUAAAAUCAAAACUGCGGGGGAAGGAAUGGAAAGGGAAACGCUAUUAUUAUUAUUA
Grus americana (Whooping crane) is the source of this 1353-nucleotide messenger RNA. It is a transcript of the gene NKX2-2, whose product is annotated as NK2 homeobox 2. Gene Ontology annotation, molecular function: DNA-binding transcription factor activity, RNA polymerase II-specific; RNA polymerase II cis-regulatory region sequence-specific DNA binding. The record is from RefSeq and is a predicted model, not a curated record. NCBI's taxonomy places the organism in Eukaryota, Metazoa, Chordata, Aves, Gruiformes, Gruidae. Bases 351 to 1169 code for a protein of 272 amino acids. Gene Ontology annotation, cellular component: nucleus. The transcript has 2 exons. Gene Ontology annotation, biological process: cell differentiation; regulation of transcription by RNA polymerase II.